CCCUACAGGUUCUAACCCAGGUCCUGGUUUUGAAUAUGCCCUCGUCGGUAGUCAGUCUCGCGUGCGAAACGACUGGAAACGUUUUGUUUUUUGUUUGAGCGAAGAAAAUUGCUGCGGGAGCAUUCCAUAAAAGCCCUGACCUUGGUUCGUUGUUUUGGAAGACCCCAAGGCUACAAAGCUAAUAUUAUGUUCUCAGACCAGGAUAUUAAUCGACAAAACUAUAAGCUCCGCUUUCAGGAGAUGGAGAACAAGAUUAAACAAUGUGAAUUGCAGCGUACCGAUUUAGAGCAAAAAUUCGCACAGUUGAUGCGGGAACGCCAGGAAUGUGAGAAGGUCGCAGCACGGUCACUCAAAGCGAAAUACCAACGCAUGAUGGAGUUGGAAAAACAACGUGCGGAGCGAAACGAAAGUUUACUGCGUAUGUUGCACAAAAUCGAUCAACAGGCAGCUUCUCUAGCGGCCAAAACUGAUCGUCUCAAAAUGUUGAAGACUCAAUAUGAAACGUAUCUCAUGCGCUCCUGGUCAUCGCAAAGGGCUCUUCCUCCAUCGCCUAAUGCACCGCUAUAUUCACCACAGCCACAGUUGUUAUCACCUGUGCCACAAACCAGCCCUUAUUUGUUUCCACGUCGAACCACAGAUUCGCCCAAGUCGGAGUUUGUUAAAUAUCUCUCAGAUAUGACACACGUCCAGACGGUGGCACAUAGUCCAAUUCCGCCCCCAAUGGCACUGUCCAACUACAUCAGCAGCAAUCCACCGCUUCAAUCGCAACAUUUUCCAGCUGGAUAUCACUAUCCCAGUCCAAUGUGGUCUCAGGAUCCUUUCUUGAAGCCAUCUCACGCAGAAGCUACCGUCACUUCUCCCACUGACUACAAUCCCGUGAGGGUCACCGAAUCAGUCAUUCCCCCAACACCUCGUCGCACUGUUCCGGCUCAGUCCUCGAACAAAAAGUUUGAACUGUCCAAUGAAGAGUUCAUUCAGUACAUAGACAACGAAAUUCUCAAAGGCUCAACAAACUCGUCUGAGUCACACAACCUCCAAGCACCGGAAAUUGUUGUGGAUUCACCUCCACCUGUGGCUUCGACUCCUCUCCCAGCAGCAUACCUAGAGGACAUUACGAACGACGAGGAUAACUUCCCGAGCGCUAGUAACCUUUCCUCGGAUUCGCUCAUGGUCGAAGAAGCGGUGGAAAAAGUCGCAAAGUUGAAUUUGGGUGACACGGCGUCGGCUGAUGAGAAGUCACAACCGCUGUUGGCACCGAUGGCUACGUUCGCCAUGAGCCAGCCACCGUGGGAGGAAAUCGCGGCGAUUGGGCCACAAUCUACGAACGAUCCGUUGGAGACAGUAGAGCCCAUUAACGAAGUCUCGCUGCAUUUGCAUACGGAUGUAACCGAGCUACCAUUCCCCGGAACGGGUUCCGAGGGGGAGGGAUCCCAAUGGGUUCCACCAGAGGAAACUCAAAUCAAUCAGCUGGAAUUUGUUCCGGAGCGAGAGGGGGUUCGUGAACAGAUAAAGGACGAGCCGCUGGAAGAUCCAACAACCUUCCAGCUCGAAUAUCAACGAGCAAACCCCCAGGAGGAGGAUUAUCAGCAACCGUAUUAUUCGGAGACGGAUUAUCAAUCUCAACAGCAGCAAGAAGAGCAGCCUCAACAGCUGCAAUACUAUUCGGAAACGGAAUAUCAACCAGAACAGUUUGCUGAUGAACAAGAAAAAUGCCAAGAGGACCAAUCACCAGAAUACACCCAGCAAGAGAAUAUUAGCUAUAACUACGAUAGUACUUCAGUGGUUGAGCAACAACAACAGCAACCCCAAGUUUCUGAAAGAUUACCCAAUCUAACAUCUCGUCCAGACGUCCAGGGUCAGAACUAUUGGACAACCGCACGGCAGGCAGUCAAAUCCAAAACUUACCCCGGAAUGGUUCCAUCGCGCACACCGGAAACAAUCCAGGAGAUUGUUGACAACGGUGAGGAACAACCAACCCGUGAGCCAUCCGUUCCACACAGUCCCGUGGAGCAACCUAAGCUUACUCUGCCCGGAUCGAAACGAGGCUCACCAACGGGGGAAAACGUAUCAGCGAGUGAAACGCACGUCAGUGAACCUGACGUGCUUGAACAACCAGCGGUAGAGCUAGUCUCCGAACAGCAACCAACCGAGCAGCAAAUGGUGGGAGAUCCCGUUCAAUACGAUUACACACAGUUUUCACAGGAGUACGAUCCUGCUGUUGCAGAGCAGCAGCAAGAAUACCAAUAUCAGCAAGAUGCAUCCGACCAGCAGUACUAUCAAUACCCGGACCAAUCCGGUCAGGAUACCUCUCAAGAGCAAGAGUACCAGGGCUACGCGGACCCAAAUCAAUACCAACAGGCGACAGAAUAUCCUGGUCCAACAGAAUAUGUGUACGAACAAGCCUACUACGAGCAACAGCAGCAACAACAACUGCAGCAAGACCCUAAUCAACAAGCCUACUACGAUCCAAACGCCCCUACGGAUCCCCAAUAUUACAGUGGCGAUAAACAACAGCAGGCACAACAACAAUCCGAUCAAAGCUACUACGAUCAAUCUCAAACGCAAGACGCGUACGAGCAAUAUCAGAUUUCGGAACCAUUGGCUCCGCAUUCGGCUGAGGAUUCUGCGCAGCCUCAAGGAGAAGCGGAUGACAGUACGAAAGUGGAUCAGUCUCCUGGCGGAGACUCGCUUCCGGUUAUCUCUCAAUCGGAGAGCGGUGGUGAAAAGAACAAAGAACCGACACAAGAUGGAAAGAAAACGACGAUUUCUCCGGGUGCAACUGUUGAGGAGAAGAACGAUACGACCAUAAGUUCGACGAACGAUGAAAGUGAUUUCGAUUUUUCCACACAGUAGAUGUAAUACGGGACGAAAGUGGUUCGUAGUGAUAUUUUAGUUUCAUCUAAAGUUCUUGUCUUGAAUCUAAUUGUUGUUCGAAUGAUCGUCAGCAAAAUCAUUUUGAUCGAUUGUAGGAUGUUUAGUCGAGAAGGCGACAGAUUUAAAUGUUGAAAGGGAUAUGUUAGAAUAAACUAUGCUGGUUAAUG
Messenger RNA from Toxorhynchites rutilus septentrionalis, 3041 nucleotides. RefSeq lists its product as uncharacterized. Bases 187 to 2853 code for a protein of 888 amino acids. The transcript has 6 exons. The record is from RefSeq and is a predicted model, not a curated record. NCBI's taxonomy places the organism in Eukaryota, Metazoa, Arthropoda, Insecta, Diptera, Culicidae.